AUGGAGCGCAUUAAUGUUACUGGAGCUGCUCAGCCCAUAGAUGAAUGCGGAUGUAGCAAAUAUUUCAAACUGGGAGUUCGCGCCAAGCCACCUGCCGAGCGCGUUAAUGUUACUGGAGCUACUCAGCCCAUAGGUAUGUGUGGUUGCCGUAGAGUUUCACAGAGUUGUCUGAGAAACAGAAAAUUAGUGAGAUUGCACUUGAAAUGAAA
Strongylus vulgaris is the source of this 209-nucleotide messenger RNA. The record is from the annotation of a GenBank genome assembly. Lineage: Eukaryota; Metazoa; Nematoda; Chromadorea; Rhabditida; Strongylidae.